GCGAGCCAUUACUGGAUUGCGAGGAUGCAAGCCCAGGCGCAACCACUACAGCAGCCAGUUUCUCGGACGAUGGGCAUGAGCUGACCGUACAGGAGGCAGUCUUCAACUUGACCAACACCGUUUUGGGUGUUGGCGUGCUCACUGUCCCGUAUGCUUUCAGACUCAGUGGAUACAUCUCCAUCUUGCUGAUCUUCAUCACCAUUCUAGUGACGUCCCAGACUGGCGUCUAUAUCGGCUCCGCCUUGAAAUUGGCGGCGAGGAGUCCUGAAGCACAGUUGGUGCCACGGCGCGGGCGCGAUUUCGCCUUCUUGGCCUUCCAGGGUUUCGGAGGUACAGGCGAAAAGCUGAUCGGCCUGAUCACUUCCUUAGAGAUCUGGUUUGCACUGGUGGUCUAUAUCGUGAUGAACGGGAUCAAUAUCUCGGCUGUUUCAGGAGGCCAUGUUGGACAAGAAACUGCUGCCAUUCUGAGCUGUGCACUGGCGGCGCUGAUGGUCUUUCUACCCAUGCGGGUCUACUCCUACUUUUCAUUGGUGGCCUCCAUCGCCCUAGCCCUCGCUGGUUUGGCCGUGGUCGCAGCUGCUCUGACGAUGGAAGAGUGGGCCAACCCGUACAACCACCUGGGCGAACCCGCCCUGGUUCAGCUGCAGAACAUCCCGCGCUCCAUUGGCAUCAUUGUCUUUUGCUUCGCAGGACAUCCAUGUUUUCCCAUCGUGUACGAGUGCAUGAAGGAGCCACAGUACUGGAUGAGCUCCGUCUAUCUGACCUUCUGUUUGGCCUUCAUGUACUACGGAGGCCUUGGUGUCUUCGGCUAUUUGGUCUUUGGUCAGGACCUGCAGGCAUCAGUGACGCAGAAUGUGGAGUUGUUGCCUCAGGCCUGGCUCUUUCGGCAGAUCGCCUUCUUAUGUUUCGCAGUGAAGAUCCAGUUCACCGCGCCGAUGCCGCUGAACGCCAUCAUGGUGGCCGCGUGGCGACCGGAGGGUCCGCGCGAGUGGACGCCCGGACGCAUGUUCGCCUUGCUGGCGUUGACGGCGGUGACGGCCGUCACAGCGGUAGCCUUCAGCAAGCAAGUGGGCGUAGUGGCGGCACUCACUGGCAGCCUUUUUACCAUGAGCACUGCCGUGCUGUUCCCUGCGGCCAUAGACCUUUGCUUGGUAUGUCGAUAUGAGGACAGAGCGUUGUUGUCAGCCCAGAAUUUGCUGCACCUUUUGGUUUUGAUUUUUGGAGUCAUCAUUGCUGUGGCUGGCACGUACUUGUCCGUGCUUGACCUCAUCCAGUGA
Messenger RNA from Cladocopium goreaui, 1277 nucleotides. The record is from the annotation of a GenBank genome assembly. Lineage: Eukaryota; Dinophyceae; Suessiales; Symbiodiniaceae.